This is a messenger RNA of Anastrepha obliqua, 6872 nucleotides long. RefSeq names its product mucin-2 (gene PAPLA1). Gene Ontology annotation, cellular component: COPII-coated ER to Golgi transport vesicle. Gene Ontology annotation, molecular function: metal ion binding. Lineage: Eukaryota; Metazoa; Arthropoda; Insecta; Diptera; Tephritidae. Bases 183 to 6437 code for a protein of 2084 amino acids. The transcript has 10 exons. The record is from RefSeq and is a predicted model, not a curated record.
UGUUGCUGUUUUGCAUCUUGUUCGGAAAGUUUUUCUAUUUUACAAAUUUCUUUAGUUUACAUUUAUUUGUGUUUUGGUCACAUCUUUGCGUCCUUUCGCUAUUUAAAGUGUUACCAAAGUGUGUAAAAGUAUAAAUAGAAAAGAUAUUCGUGUUUUUGCGCUUUUGGAAUCAUCGGAGAAGUAUGUCAGAGAAGCUGAAAGGUGACACGUCACGUCCAACGGCUACAACUGCAUCUAUUUUGCCAGUUGCCCCAAGUUUCCCAACAACUGCUGCUGUUGUCAAAAAUCCCCUCUUGAGUGCAUCAGUAACAGGGCUAACUUUUGAUGACUUUCCAAAUAAGCCAUUACUAUUACCACCGGUGGCUAUUAACCGAGAGCCAAAACCGCUCGUCACUAUUGGCAGCCCAACAGAUACUGACACCGAAAAUUUAGACGAAAUCAAUUUGAAUACAAGCAACGACGAAACACAAUCAAGAACUGACUCCGCUGCAAAUACAGGACAUAUCGAUCCGAACGCAAAUCCACUCUGGUCGGAGUCGAACAAUCAGCCUACUGAUUCAAUACUUACCCAAGCGGCCUCUUCAUUCUCAGCACUGCCAUCGGUGGCAUCGAGUGUUUUAUCGACAUUUUCCAAACGCAUCUCUGAGUAUUCUGGUUCGAAUAGUCGAGAACGUACGCCCAUAAGUGAUAACAACGAGAACGAUAACAUAGCAUCGCAGCUGGAUAUACAACCAGCCUAUUUGCAACAACAAUUCCAAACACAACAACAACAGUAUCCUUAUUACAAUAAUCCACAGGCAAAUGCACCAGCACCCAUAGCGUUUGCACAUCCUGCUGGUAACUCACCAUUUGCAACUUCCGAGAGCAUCACAUCAUUACCACCUGAACCGCCCAAAUUGUACACGCCUACUGAAGUGCCAAUUUUGCCCGCAGCAAGCGCGGCGCCUCCACCGCUAGCAGGUGGUCAGAAUACUUAUCGUCUUGCGGCGAAAAAGAAGUUGUAUGCGCCCAUACCAGGACUGUCAGAGCAAACCGCAGGCGUUCCUGCACCGACGAUAGAUCCAUUAAUCUCUGCAGCUCCUGUGCAAGGCAUACCACCAUUACCAUCACAAUCCACAUCAUUAACAGAUCCCUUUGGCUAUCCCACAGCACCGGCAGCACCCCAAUUGGACACUUACGAAAGUAGCUAUCAAGCUGCUCAUUUUCCUGGAAAAGAGGAACGUAAAACUGGUGGUCUAUUUUCGAAUAUUAGCAAUUUGGUACCAAGUGGAGUACUGCAGAAUAUCUCCGGUUUAGUGCAAUCAGCGACAGGCACUUUUACGCAGGGUUCAAAUAAAAUAUUUCCUGAAGAUACAACACAACAAUCACACCGCAGUUUUACAGGUGUAUAUCAGCACCCACCUUCAGAAGCUGCGAGUGCUAACACAGGCCAAUAUAUUGGGGCUAGUGGGUUGGCACCAGCUGCAGUACCACCACCAGCAGCUCAAUUCUACCCUGCAUCUAUAGAGCCGAAUCUGUCUUCUGCGGCGUUUUUCGCACCUCCUCAGUUGCCACCGCCACAACAGAGUGUUGCACAAGUGCAAGUGCCAACAGCACAACAAACUUCACAUUUAUUUACACAACCACCACCUCUACCACCUGUAGGCCAGCCUCUGCCACCACCACCCACUACUGGUUUCGUAGCUGGUCCACCCAAAAGUGCUACAGCGGAUUCUACCAAACAACGUCCAUCCGCCUCAACAACACCUAUUUCUUACUUUGACCCUACAAAACAGCCGUCCAAACCAGUUGCUACGUUUGGUGUAUCAGAACAGUCAACCAACAACUCAGCACCAACACAAGCUCCUUCUACUUUACUUACAUCAGCAAGUGCGUCUUCGCACAACAACUAUUCAUUUGCGCCUCCAAUAGCAACAGGAGUUCUCUCUGGCACGGUUCCAGUAUUUGAAUCGACACAAGCAAGCUCUGAUCAAGUAAGAUCUCCACCUUUAGUCGAAAUUCCGGAUCAACCAAAGCAGCUUGCGUCGGCAGAGGUUAUUACUCAACAACGACCAACUGGUGUACCAUUAUUCGAUCAAAGAACGUCUGGGCCAAGUAACCCAGCACAGCUACCAUCCACACCAGGAACAGUUACUUUUCCUCCCCCCCAAUCUAUUUUCCCACCUCCAACUGCUCAGCAACCUGUUUCAAGCAAUCAAACACCUCUACCAUCAACUGGCGGUUCAACUUCAUUUCGCUUGCAGAAGGGUACACGUCUCUAUAAAAGUCCUUUGACUCCUGCGGAGACAGCCCCUGUUCAAGUACAGGCAGAUAUAGUACAACCGUUUGUUCCACCAACCAGUUUUUUCAAUCCUUUUGGUUCACCAGCGCCAACAAGUGCACCAAAUCCAUUGGCCCCUUUACCAGCGGCUCCAACUCUGGUGCCUAGUUACUUUAUUGCUCAACCGGCUGAAUCAAGUGUUGGGCUAUUUGCCGUUGACAAGCCCAUAGCUGACGAGAAAUCCACUACUGACACAGUCAGAGAUCCACAAUUACUUACUGUAUCCGACAUAGCAGGGCAAGAGCCAGAUACAAAUUUUGUAGGCCAAUCUUUACCUGGUGAAGAUCUAGGCGCUAUAAUACAGCAGCAAACUAUUGAAGCUGUCGUGCCGGAAGUAGCUACAGAUCUUGAAAGUGAAGUAAAGUCUGCUUCAUUAGAUACGUGGGCUGAGACUACAAAACCAUCCGAAGUUUUGAAUGUGGCUUUAGAGCAGCUUUCUCUAACAGCACAACCACAAGAGUCAACGAUCCAGCAAGAUCUUUUCUCGUCCCCAAAGGAGCAAGAAAAAGAAGAUGCCCUAAUUCCGAAAUUUGAUGAACCACAAUUGUUUUCUACACCAAUUCCACCUCCCAAGUUCGAGCAACAACAUCUAAAACCGCAGGAAUCGCAAUCUGAGACAAUUUCAGCUGCGGAGUCUGCACUAAACGUUCAAGUUCCAUCGUUACAAGAAGCCCAACCUAGCACACUUGUGGUACCAUCAUCCCAAGCAGAAACUAAUAAUCAACCAAUUAUCAAUCCGCUAUUACCGCCUAGUGUUCCACAGGCCCAUCGAUCCCCAGAACAAGGACAAAACGCGAAUCCAUUUCGUAAAAACGUUGUUGCUGCACCAUUUGUGGCACAACCACAGUUACAGCCGACUCCAAGCAGUGAAACUCAGCCGAAAUUAGCAAACUUCUUUGCUGAUGCAUUGGGUAUAGCUGGCCCAGGUGGAGCUGAAUUCAACAUAUUUACGCCACCACAACAGCCUUUGCUAUCUAAUAAUACCGAACCACUAUCAUCUACGAUUCCGGCCGAAGUUCCAUCAGAAGUGCCAAAUUCAGCUGUUGCUGCUGCAUUACCUAGCGCCGCUGGUUUCUUUAGCUACACUGAACAGACACCGUCGAGUUUCUUUCAGCCGGUACAAACUCAAGAAACAAAAGAAUUUCCAUCACUACCACCACUUAGCAGUAUAGCACCACCACCACUUACGCAUGAGGCGCCAACUACAGCCGAGGUUACAGCGCAGCCCCCGUUAGGCAUUCCACCACCACUCGGCUUCGAUAAUAUACUACUUCCACAAACAACAUCAGAGGCAACGCAGAGUGAAACUGAAACACUAACCGCAGCGCCACAAUUGAGUUUUAACACAACAGGUACUACAGCAGCGUUUGCCCCAGGCAUACAGACAUCUCCUUGUACUACUAGCAACACACAACCUCAGCACUCUGAUGUUAUAAACUCAUUUUCGAACUACUUCAAACAAACUUCAAAUCAUACUACUGAAAGUAAACAAUUGUUAAAAGGACAACAACAAACACAAAUAGCUCCAUCGGACGUAUCGCUAUUGUCAACGACUACUUCAUCUCCGGCUCAUUUCUUUGACACACUACAACCAACGUGCCCAUCUGAAACUGAAAUCAAUUCCUUGUCAACUCCACAACAACAACAACAGCAAACAGUUACUCAGCCAAACGAAGAUCAACGUUUACAAAAUUUCUUCAAUAAUCCACCGCAAAGGGAGAAUAACGCCGGUGUAGGUGAUCUUGGCUACGAUCUAGUGCACAGCGGUCUGGCCGUACGUAAUUUGGGUUCGUUUACAUCUGUUUCAAAUUUGGUGGAACCGCCCUCUUCAUCGUGCUCGGAGUUUUCAGAGUGGAAUAACAGUAACGUGAACUCACGCACUUUGCCCGCAGAGUUACUUACCAAACGUAGUCCUGAAAAGAGUUUAACAGUUGUUGAGCAACAGCAAGAAGUGCAAAUAGCUACUGCGCCUCAGCAAGAACAGGAAGUAGCUACUGAGUCCCAGCUAGGAGAACAAGUAGCUUCUGAGCAAACUGAAGUUGAAAAUCCAGUGUACAAACAUUACGGAGAUUUGCCUGAAGAGAUCCUACGUGAAUUAAGAAUGGCUAAUAUGUUGAUUGGUGAGAAGGCUGCUGCUUCGGCGCCACCAACGACUGUGCCCUACUCGCCUGCAUUAAAGCAUUGGUUCUACAAGCGGCCGUCCGGUAAUAACAAGUUCGUUUGGACACCAUUUAGUCAUUACGAUUCUGGUUUGCUGGAAUCCACCUUCUUCAUGAGCGACAAUGCUCCGAAUAUUGUCGCUGUUGAAGGGGGUCGUUAUGAUGUCAAUAUAAAGGAACGCACUAAAACAUCAGUCUACUGGGAGUGUACACCAAUUGAGGUGAGGCGGUGUUCAUGGUUCUAUAAAGGCACCGAUUCCAAAAUGGUGCCCUAUGAGGAGCCAAUUGCCGAUCUGCUCGAAAACGAGUACAAACAGGCAGUCGAGAGUGGAGAAUGGCAUAAGAAAAUCGUACUCUCUAUGAAUGAACAAGUGACAUUCCAUGGACCAACUGUGAUUGUACACUUCCAACAACAGCAAUCCAGCGAUGCCUGGGGAGGCACUUCACAAACGACAACACGGCCCCGCGUGGUUAAACGCGAUCUUGAAGAAUUCACUAUUGAACAGGGUGAAUCGGAACGGGUCGAUCACUUAUUGCUUAUGGUACAUGGCAUUGGUGCGGCAUGUGAUUUAAAAAUGCGCAGCGUUGAUGAAGUUGUUGACGAUUUCCGCAACAUUGCACAAGCUCUGGUGCAGUCACACUACAAAAAUUCAACUGAUAUGGGCUUAGUAGGUCGCGUUGAAGUACUGCCAAUUUCGUGGCACAGCCACUUACAUUCCGAGGAGAUGGGAAUCGAUGAAAAACUGCGUUCAAUUACUUUGGAGUCAAUACCGAAAUUACGCAAUUUCACCAACAACACAUUGCUCGACGUGCUCUUCUACACCAGUCCAAAAUAUUGCCAGAAGAUUAUGAACACAGUAGCGGCAUCGAUGAAUGAAGUGUAUAAUAAAUACCGUGAACGUCAUCCAGAAUUCAGUGGCGGUGUUUCGGUGGCUGGGCAUAGUUUGGGCUCGUUGAUACUUUUUGAUUUGCUUUGCCACCAAAAGGCACCGAAGGAAACUGAGGAGCAGAAUUUAGAAAACCCCGAUCAGCAUGGCACAAGCCCUAUGGAGACGAACAACGAUGAUUUGAGCGUCACCACCUAUACUAUGGGCCAUGCCGGCACUGGUCAGCCCUUUAUACAUUAUACGCAGCUGAAUUUUCAACCGAAAAAAUUCUUCGCACUGGGCUCGCCUAUUGGUAUGUUCGUGACGAUACGCGGCAUUGACAAGCUUGGUCUCGACUUUCGCUUACCCACUUGCGCCGGUUUUUACAAUAUAUUCCAUCCAUUCGACCCCGUCGCCUAUCGCAUUGAGGCGCUAGUUAAUCCUGAUUUAAGUGGUGUACGACCAGUACUGAUACCACACCACAAAGGACGGAAACGUAUGCAUUUGGAGUUGAAGGAGACAAUGACGCGUGUGGGUGCUGAUUUGAAGCAACGCUUCUUAGACACAUUCAAGAAUACGUUGGAUAGCGUCAACUUUUUGGGUGGGUCGAUACGAAACAGACGUGAAGCUGAGGAGAACAUGACAAAGGAAGUGGAUAAGGUUUUAAGCAUGCAAAUAGAAGCAGAGAAACAAUCACAACAACAGCAAACAACACAGUCGAGCUUACCCGAUGACCAACAAGCUGGCUCCUCGCAAGUCAACACAGAAACACCCCGUACCCGUUCGGAUUCUGUAUCAACCGAUUCCGAUUUGGUUGAAAUUGAUUUUCCUCUUGGCAAAUUAAACGAUUCUAAACGUAUUGAUUAUGUUCUCCAAGAAGCACCACUGGAAUUUAUCAACGAAUACAUAUUCGCCUUGGGCGCUCAUGUUUGCUAUUGGGAAUCCGAGGACACUAUCCUCUUUGUAAUGAAAGAGAUUUACACAGGACUUGGUAUUAGCCCGGAUAGUCAAGUGCCGCAGCAGACGAUGACCAUAGAGCGACCCAGCUCACGAAACAGCAACACAUUAUCGCCGAUAAAUGAGAAACGUUGAACAAGUGUGCGCUGAAAAGCGGCUUGUCCUGUAUUCAUUUUAUUGUGUGGAAAUAAUAAAUCAAACAUAUUUCUUUCAAAGCGAUUUUGACAAUUUAAAAUUAGGCUUCUUCGAAUAAACAUCAUAUCUAAGCUCUACCUUAGCACACAAGAUUCUUUUUAUCUUACAUAUUUAUUUGUAUAACUAGAAAUACUUGUACCAAAUGUGUAUUGAGAAGCUACUACUGCACUCCGUCUGUUGUGUGAUGUAUAUGAAUUUAAGUAAACCAAUGUAAGUGUUGUUAUAUAAUUAAAAAAAAAUCUGAAAAUAUUGACUAAUAGAUUACAAAAAAUUUGAAAUAACCGCUAAUAAUUUGUCUAACUUUUUCUAAUUUUCUAACUUUAUCAUUUUAUUAUUACUAACAUACACGUAUUAAUUCGUAUUCAUGCAAAAUAA